AUGGAUUCAAGCAGAAUCGUAUCUAUCCCCUUGGUUGUAAUUCUGCGAAAUGAAAACAAGGAAGUGAAGCAGACGGAGGCACAAUUACGAAUUACUCCCAUUGGAAAUACAGUGCGUUUGAUAGCCGCAUGCCAGGAAGGUGUCUUUGAGAAGGAAUUGACGGAGACAAGUAUUCGGAACGGCAAAGAUAAAACCGACCUACAAGAAUCAGAAUGGCUUGGCUUGACAUCUAGUCUACUUGGUAAUGCAGCCCUUUCCUUUGUAAGUCACAGAGCAAUACUAUGGGGAAAACUCAUAUCCCUGGAGGAAUACGACCCCCACACGGGAAGCUUGUUGGGGGACGAAUUGGCGGAAGAGGCACCCGAAUUCGAACUCAGUAUUCGUACAGAGGGCGUUCUUCCCAUCACAUACGGUCUGUUUCUGCUAAAGUUUGUGAACGUUGAGGAAAUUAGUCCUGAAGAUAGAGCAGAGUAUGAUAUGCUAACUUGGGUUGGAUUUCAAGCACGCAAAACAAAGCAGCUUCUGGAGAAACUUCAAGAGACUCAAAACAAAUUACAGGAGUAUGAGCGCACACUAAGUGUGAAAGAACACGAGAUUGAAGAAAUGACUUCCGACUAUAAGCUGAUCAUUCGCGACUUGGAAGACCGGUUCUUUCAGGUGUUGAAUAGCAAAAAAAGACGCAUCUUUGAACUCGAGGGCAACGGAAACUGCAAGGAGGCGCUAGAAAGUUUAAAUUUGGUUUACGAGGAGAGAAAUGCCUUGAACCUACAUCACAUCAAAGUAGAGGAUAUCCUUUCUGGAGACUCGUACAAAAACUAUGUCGCGGCCUAUACGCAAUCUGCACCAAAAAGGAGGAGAGUGAGAAAAAGCCCCCAAGCGAAAAGCCUACCCAAAAGCGAGCCAGAUUCGCCUAUACAGAACAAAGACGAAUGCAAAAAUGCGUCCGACGAAGAUGAUCAAAUAAAUGCUUUGUCAGAUGACGAUGACGAUGACGACCAAAAGAAUCUGGAACAAGACAGCCUGAUGCAGGCAUCUUCGGGCAUAAGUGAGACAGAGCCCAACGGUGAAAGCGCAUCGUCGCCCCAUAUAAAGGACGUCGAAAGUAGCGAUGAGGAGAAUCCACUUCUUGAUGACAACGAUACUGAUUACGGUUCUGAAAGCCAAAAAGAAGAAGAAGGCGAAGAUACGGACUAUGGUUCAGACUAG
This is a messenger RNA of Clavispora lusitaniae ATCC 42720, 1206 nucleotides long. RefSeq lists its product as uncharacterized. NCBI's taxonomy places the organism in Eukaryota, Fungi, Ascomycota, Pichiomycetes, Serinales, Metschnikowiaceae. The record is from RefSeq and is a predicted model, not a curated record.